Ixodes scapularis (black-legged tick) is the source of this 1149-nucleotide messenger RNA. Its product is annotated as enteropeptidase-like. Gene Ontology annotation, biological process: proteolysis. Lineage: Eukaryota; Metazoa; Arthropoda; Arachnida; Ixodida; Ixodidae. Gene Ontology annotation, molecular function: serine-type endopeptidase activity. The transcript has 7 exons. The record is from RefSeq and is a predicted model, not a curated record.
AUGAAUUCACUCUUUCUCAUAUUCGUAUACACUAUUGCCCUGCUAUACGAAUCUGCAAGUCCAGCACGCACAGACGAAAAGGAUACGCAGUAUAAGUGCGGAAAACGCCAAAAAGAAAAACAUAUUUCUGGAAGAAUCAUCAAUGGUACCGAGGCUCACCCGGAACACUGGCCCUGGAUGGUCGCAAUCUAUAAUUCAAACGAUACCUUACUAUGCGGUGGGGUCUUAAUUGGCGAAGAAUAUGUGAUAACGGCAGCACAUUGUUUUCUAAAUAAAGACGCUCAUGAGUUUUCAGUUCGUCUUGGAACCACACUCGAAACCAAUGUUUCUCAAUGCACCGCUCCACAAGAUUCUAAUAUACGCAAAAAGAAAACCAGAAAUGCAGAAGUAUCUCCAAAAUUAGAUCAAGAAUACAAUGACAAUCCUGAAAGACAGGUGAUCUGCGCUGAAGUUGACAGUAUCUGCACCCCUAUUCAAAACAACUGUGGCCUUUUCAUGAAAGACAUUGCUGUUGUAAAAUUAAAAACGAAAGUCAACUAUACUGACUAUAUUCAGCCAAUCUGCCUUCCGGAAAACUGUGUCGAUCCUCCUGCAAACAGCGCAUCCUAUGCUGCUGGCUGGGGAGGAAUAUAUGGUUGAUCAGACGGCGAUUGAUGUUUCACAGAUGCUGGCAUGACCAAUAAGGCCCUGGAAUGUACAAACAUUCGAAUGGCCUUUGAGUAUCACAAUUCAGAUAAAUAUGAAGAAACAAAAUUGGUCGUAUUUCGAUACGCAAACACACUGAUGGAACGAAAAUUACAUCUCAUGGAUCAGGAGCAAUGCUCUGCCCAAAUGAAAAGCGAAGUUCCUGGCUACAUCAUUUGCACGAGUGGAGGAGCAUGUUAUGGAGACAGUGGAGGACCCUUGAUAUACGAAGAUAACGGCCGGUGGACUCUUAUUGGUGUGAUUUCUGACGGACCAGAUAACUGCCUUUACCCGGAGAGACCUCUACUCUUUGUGAAGGUCUCGCACUUCGUAGACUCGCUUAUUUCGAAAUUUAUGGAGCCUGGAAGUCACAGUGACAAAAAUUCCACGUGUGCUACGGAGAAUGCCCGUAAAGAGUGUGUAACGAAGUUCUAUCAGUUCUACAACCAGUCUGUAGAACCAUAA